AUGAACUAAUUUAGGAAGUCAGCAAUGUAAUUGUUAGUAGGCUAAAAAGAAAAACUUGGACGAGUAGUUCAGAAACAAAAUUAACCUUUUUUGGGCUUUUUAUUUUGUAAAACUCAUAAAGAAUUUCAAAUCCCCUCAAAUGAAGAGGGAAGUGUACAACUUUUACAAAGCAAUAUUCUCUGCCUGUCCACUUUAUAAGAGAUAGAAGGUAAGUACAAUUAUAUAGGCUAGGAAUUUAACCCUGUAUAAGGAUAUUCAAAGAGGUUAACUACCAAAAUUUUGAAUGA
Molecule: messenger RNA, 287 nt
Organism: Paramecium octaurelia
Lineage: Eukaryota; Ciliophora; Oligohymenophorea; Peniculida; Parameciidae
Source: the annotation of a GenBank genome assembly